Parasteatoda tepidariorum (common house spider) is the source of this 3218-nucleotide messenger RNA. Its product is annotated as zinc transporter ZIP3. Gene Ontology annotation, cellular component: membrane. Gene Ontology annotation, molecular function: zinc ion transmembrane transporter activity. Gene Ontology annotation, biological process: zinc ion transmembrane transport. The record is from RefSeq and is a predicted model, not a curated record. NCBI's taxonomy places the organism in Eukaryota, Metazoa, Arthropoda, Arachnida, Araneae, Theridiidae.
AAAUAUUAGUUUCUUAAUUUUUUUUAAGCGCUUGAAGAUGAAGGGGUAAAAUACUGUUUAGAUUUGAAGUUCUAAUACUGUGUUCCUCAAACAAUUCCCUGUGCUUUUCCGAAAGAUACUGAGAUGGUUUUAUCGCCUAUCGCUACUUUACUUUUAUCACGUGCAUAUCAUUGAUUUGGACUUUACUUCUGAAGCAACUGGAAUUGUUUAGAAUUAGGAAAUGAAGUCGUUAAAUGAAGAAUGAAGAAUUUAACAGCGAAAUUUCCUAGCAGGAGCGUCACACUGUGUUUUUAAUAUAAAUAAACAGCGAAGGAAAAUCGUCUGAACUUGAAAAGCAAAAAUUAGACAACAAUGCAAAUUCUGAAGAUGAAGGUCAUCAUCAUGAAGGUUUUCCCAUAUCCGACUUCGUCAUUUUAUGCGGAUUCAUAGCACUAUUUAUAAUUGAAGAGCUUUUUCAAUUCCUAUCAUACAAAUGUCAAAAGAGAGCCAUAGAAAGAUCUCGAAAAAUUCCCUUCUGCAGUUGUGCGAAACGCCAUACUGAAUGUAGCAGAACAUUCAAAGCAGCUAAUCCAGCAGAACAGACACUUUUCGGAUUAGAGAAACAAACCACUGAAUUAGAGAAGGAGUCUCCCUAUCAUACCUGCUUGUCUCCCAAUAGAAACAACGAUGCAGCUGAUGCGGGACGUAGACUAAUUCAGUCGUCAAUUAUUUCCCAAGUGGUACCUAACUACGGAGCAAUGGCAACCAUUACAGAACUAAAUGCUAAUCAACCUAUACCCAUUUUGGCUCCACCGAUAAUAAUUGGUGAGGAAGGAAAUGUGAUUUCCCAACUGCCUAAAGAUUACAGGCCCUAUACAACUUUCUUCUUGCUUGCAAUAGUGUUAGGCAUUCAUAACUUUUUUCAGGGUUUAGCACUCGGACAUACGGUAGAUUGUUUCACUUGGAAUCAUCUGAUCCAAUGUACAAUGCUAAUCAUAUUAUCAUUCGCAGUAGGGAGUGUCAUUUCGCAAGAUGGAGAUACUUCUUUACCAGUCAUAUGCUACAUAGGGUUGUUAUCGAUCAUGUGUCCAUUAGGAAUAUCAAUGACGAUGAUUUUCAACAAUACAUUGGGAAAAAUCUCGCACUUAACGAAGGCAAUCAUUGCUGCAACUUCGUGUGGUGGCUUAUUGUAUUUAACUUUCUUUGACUUAUUACGGGGUCUUCCGCAAAACAACUCAUCUAGCCCGGCUAAAUUUGCUUGUUUUACACUUGGGGCUGCAUUCAUUGGGGUUCUGCAAUACCUCGCUGUUAUAACUUGAUCAAAGAAAUACUCUGAAACUAAACGGUUAUGAGUAUUCUUCAAUCUUUAGAUUUAUGCAAGUAAGUGGUGAUUUUAAAGAAUCCAGUGAGGCAAAAACCAAAGGGAAGCAAGUAGUAAGUGAUAAUGGAACAGCAUUUAUUCUAAACAUUCAUUUUGACGGGAUUGAAUUUGUCAGAGUAGAGAUAAGUUAGUCAAUCUUUUAUGCAAUAAAGUUAUUAAAAUAAAUUUUUAAUACAUUAUAACUAGGAAUUCUUAAAUCAACUUCAGUAAAAUUGCAAAGCCAAAGCAGAUUUUGAAUUGCUUAAGAACUAAAGCAUGUUAGUUUAAAUUUCCAUUUUCUAACGCAACUCAUUUAUAUAAUUACAGCCUAAAGUUUCAUUCAUAAAACAAAAACUUCAAGUAAACUUUUUGGAAUAUUUAUCCAUAAAUUAAUAGUUUCUUUCUCACAAAUAUAACAACAAAUUGAAAUAAUAUUCAAGCGCUAUUAAAUUACUUUCUUUAAAACUGCAGCUAUAAAAAUAUUUUUUUUAAAAAAAAGAAAGAAGGAAAGAAACACAGUCUACUUAAUUCUAAAAAAUUAGGAUGAAGGAAAUACUUACAUAUUGAUUUGAUGAGUUAAACAUGCAAAUAAAAAAUGCCCCUUAGUAAUUUGCGCCAUAUUGGAUAAUUCUUUUUCUAAAUAAUAGUUCAUUUUAAUGAUGCACUGCAAGGUAAAAAGUAAUUGCUAUAGGUACGAUGCAGCCGGAAUAAAAAGAAAUUAAAAAUAUUUAACCAUAAAUAUUUAAAUCUUCGCUUUAAAUAAUAGUAAUAUAAUACAACAAGACGAUCAUCCACAUUUAAAACUAUCUGUAGCUUACUGUUUUUUGCUUAACUGGACUAGCGUUUGAAAAAUAAUUAAGAAUUCUACAUUUUACCCUUUUCUAUUCAAUAUUUUCAAUUUUAAAGUGGCAAACACACAGAUUUAAUACUUUUGGAUUGAUGUUUAAAAUGUUGCACGUGUGUCCUAAGACUUCUUAGUAAGAACCCAUAUAAAGAGUUGAGGCAAUCUAGUGAUAAGGUAUGUUUUAAAAUAGUUCAGGAUAGCAUCUUUGGUGUGACAUCCCAACUUUCUUGUGAGGAAUAAGAUGUUGUUCUGUAUCGUUCAGAUAUCUAAUAGAAAUUAACCAAAUGUGUUAAGUAUCUAAUUGGAAACAAUACUAAGGAAGAGUUUGACAGAAAAUGUCAAAAUGUGGCUUAUCACUUUAUCGCUCCAAGCUCUUCAUAUAUAACUGCACAAAAUUUAUCUAUAUUAACUUCUGCUGAAUAAAGGCACAUUUUUGAUUUGCUUCAAAAAUAAUAUCAAACGAUAUGAAUAUGAUCAUUCAAAAUCAAAAUACAAUUUGUAUAAAUAAAUUUAUUUACAAUAUUCAUGUGAUUUUUCAAUCAACAUAGCUAUAGUUCACUUUUAUAUACAGUUAUAUAAAUAUUUAUUUUCACUUAAAUGCAGCUUUUUUUUUUCGAUAACAUUCUUUAAAGGUUAAGUCAAUAAAAACAGAAAGCACUUUUUCAUUUAAAUAGAAAACGGCACUGUUGUGAAACAUAUUUAAAUAAAUCAAAAGUAGCAACUGUCAAAUUUAGAACAACAAUAAUUCUAAAUAUGUCCGGUAGAAAAAUGUCAAGGUUUAACAGAUAAAACAAUUAAAUUAAGAUUUAUGAAAAAAUUAAAACUAUAGAGUUUAAGACACGAAUAUUGAUAAAAACAUGAUAAUCUCAAAGUAGCUUACUUUCACUCUAAUUUCAAUGAUUACUGACUGCUUGAAGAAAAACACUAUUAACAUCUACCAUUCUUUAUUUAACUUGCAUGCAAACUAAAGCACAUCACUUCAUGCUAUUUAAAUAUAAAGAUGAAUUAUUAUAUAAAGGGUUAUUUUAUUUAUAA